Molecule: messenger RNA, 519 nt
Organism: Telopea speciosissima
Lineage: Eukaryota; Viridiplantae; Streptophyta; Magnoliopsida; Proteales; Proteaceae
Product: 40S ribosomal protein S21-like
Exons: 4
Coding region: 65-313 (82 amino acids)
Biological process (GO): endonucleolytic cleavage to generate mature 3'-end of SSU-rRNA from (SSU-rRNA, 5.8S rRNA, LSU-rRNA); translation; endonucleolytic cleavage in ITS1 to separate SSU-rRNA from 5.8S rRNA and LSU-rRNA from tricistronic rRNA transcript (SSU-rRNA, 5.8S rRNA, LSU-rRNA)
Cellular component (GO): cytosolic small ribosomal subunit; ribosome
Molecular function (GO): structural constituent of ribosome
Source: RefSeq, a predicted model, not a curated record
UGUCUUCCUGGUAUGCCCAGGUGUUUUUAUUUUCCUGGUUUGAGAAUUCAAAGCACUUGUCAAGAUGCAGAACGAAGAAGGGCAAAACAUGGAUCUUUACAUUCCCAGGAAGUGUUCUGCCACAAAUAGGUUGAUCACUUCGAAGGACCAUGCGUCGGUCCAGAUUAAUAUUGGACAUGUGGAUGAGAAUGGCCUUUAUACUGGCCAUUUUACUACUUUUGCCCUUUGUGGUUUUGUCCGAGCUCAGGGAGACGCCGACGGUGCACUUGAUCGGCUCUGGCAGAAGAAGAAGGUCGAGGUUCGACAACAGUAAAAGAGAAGGAUUUUACUUUUUAGGUUGGCUUUUGCUACAAGAGUGGUUUGGGGGGGGGGGUUGGGAAUAGAAACUUUUCUUCCAUGACUUGUUUUGAGGCUACUUUCAGCUAAUAUCGGAUGGUAAAAACUAGAGAUAUAGAUGCCGAGAUAGUACUUCAUCAUUGUGACUUUUAUCUGUCUGAGGAUUCAGAUUUUUCUUAUUAA